Molecule: messenger RNA, 477 nt
Organism: Ceraceosorus guamensis
Lineage: Eukaryota; Fungi; Basidiomycota; Exobasidiomycetes; Ceraceosorales; Ceraceosoraceae
Exons: 4
Coding region: 1-477 (158 amino acids)
Biological process (GO): protein folding
Cellular component (GO): cytoplasm; prefoldin complex
Source: RefSeq, a predicted model, not a curated record
AUGCGAAUGCUAGAUGACAAGACAUCAAAUGACGUCGAAGUGUCCAAGGGAGAUCAGGACUCUAUCAACAAAUUUUCGAGAUUGAACAACAAGAGCGCAGAUCUGGAACAAAGGCUAGAAAAGCUGCGGGACGAGAAGGAGGCCUUGAGCGAUGCUGUAGGAGAGCUGGAGUUGCUGGAGUUGGAUGAGGACGAAGAUGACCUGGCGGAGGACGAUGAUGACUUGGAAGAAGACGCGAAAGAUGAAAAGGCGACAGGUGGAGCUUCAGAGGUUGGCAAAGUCAUGUUCAAAGUUGGUGACGCAUACAUGCACCUCAAGCCAAGUGAAGCCGCUGAAAUGGCCAACGUCGAGUCGGAAAGGCUGACAGCCGAGGUCGAGAGGCUGGAAAAGGAAAAGGCAUCGUGUGAGGAGGGUAUGAGAGAAUUGAAGGUUAAGCUCUACGCCAAAUUUGGUGAUAACAUCAACUUAGAGCGCUGA